This is a messenger RNA of Dermatophagoides pteronyssinus (European house dust mite), 2429 nucleotides long. RefSeq names its product DNA polymerase kappa-like. Gene Ontology annotation, biological process: error-prone translesion synthesis. Lineage: Eukaryota; Metazoa; Arthropoda; Arachnida; Sarcoptiformes; Pyroglyphidae. Gene Ontology annotation, cellular component: nucleus. Gene Ontology annotation, molecular function: DNA-directed DNA polymerase activity; damaged DNA binding. The record is from RefSeq and is a predicted model, not a curated record.
AAAUAAAGAAAACAAAGUUUCUUUUCAAUCGCGCCAAAAAAAAUUUUUGAUUUCUGUCUGAUAAACUUUCAGCGUAUAAAUGCGGUACAUCAAUUUGACGCGCAGAAUGUUGUCAACAAAUUGGUUCGAAAAAAAAUUCUCGUAAUUUGAAAAAAGUUUUUGAUUUUUUAAACAAUGUCCACCACCACCGCCAAAGAUCCAGUUGUUGGACCAGAAUUCAUCAAUCUAAAUGUUCAUAAAGCUGGUUUGGAUGGUCUGGAUCAACAACGUAUCAAUCAAAUUAUUCAAGAAGCAAGUAAAGGUUCGCGAUUUUAUAUAUUUCAACAACGACGUCAAAAACGUAUCGAUGAACAAAUAAAAAAAUUAAAAAAACAAUCAACAUUGAUUACGGAUUUUCAACGACAACAAGCAUUGAAAAAAGCCGAUAUGAUUAUUGUUAAUCUUGAACAACAACGACGAGUGUUGAAUAAAAUUAUUGUACAUUUUGAUAUGGAUAUGUUUUUUGCAGCUGUUGAAAUUAAAAAGGAUCCCAGUUUGGCCAACAUUCCGAUGGCUGUUGGUUCAAUGGCAAUGAUAUCGACAAGUAAUUAUAUUGCACGUCGUUAUGGGGUACGUUCUGCAAUGGCCGGUUUUAUUGCCAAAAAACUUUGUCCACAAUUAAAAUUGAUUAAACCAAAUUUUAAAAAUUAUUCAAAAGAAAGUGAAUCUGUAAUGAAUGUUAUACGUGAAUAUGAUCCAAAUCUUCGUACAUUUUCAUUGGAUGAAGUUUAUAUCGAUCUAACUGGAUAUGUUUUUGAAAAUUAUUCUCGAAAAAAUAAUAUUCCAUUGGAAGAACUUUAUUGUUUGGAUGAAUUAACCGAUCAGAUUUGGCAAUUUACUUCUUUGGUUGUUGAAGAAAUACGUUCAAAAGUUUUCAAAGAAACACAGCUAACAAUUAGUGCUGGUAUAUCGUGCAAUACAUUAUUGGCAAAAGUUUGUACAGAUAUUAAUAAACCAAAUGGACAAUUUAUGAUUAAAGGAAAUCGUAAUGAGAUAAUGGAAUUUGUAUCACAAAUUCCUAUACGUAAAUUCAAUGGAAUCGGUCCGGUAAAAGAUCAAAUUCUUUCUGCAUUUAAUAUUGUAAAACCAACGGAUAUUUUUGAAAACAGAGCUUUAUUACUGUGUUUAUUCGAUGAUAUUGUUUAUUAUCUUCGAAUUUAUCUUGGUAUUGGUUCAACACAUUUAUCCAGUAACAACGAUGAUAAUAAUCAACAUCAACAAAAAUCACAUAGCCGUGAACGAACCGUAGGUGAAGUCGGUAAUUUUGAUGAUAUUUGUCUUUUGCUUAAAGAUAUUUCCGCACGGUUAUCCAAAGAUUUACGUAAUGAACAACAACUUUGUAAAACUAUUACAUUGAAAUUGAAAAAAAUUAAUUUCGAUGUUUUUAUCAAAUGUAAAACUAUUGAUCAUUAUACUGAUGAUGAACAAGUAUUAUAUAGAAUUGGUAAAGAAUUAUUGUUGCAAGAAAUGAUAAAAUCAUCAAAUAAAUAUCGUUUAAUUGGUCUUAAAGUUUCAAAUUUAUGUCAAACAAAUGAAAAAAUCCUGUUACCCAAUGAUCAAUUAACAUUAACGCAAUUUAUUCAAAUGAAAUCAUCGAAACGCAAAUCAAUCGACGAAUCAACAACCGCUGAUGAUGAUAAUCAUUGUGGUGAUGAUGAUUCCGAUGCAGCAGAAUUAAAUGAAAAUGGUGAAUAUGAAUGUAAUCUAUGUGAAAAUACAUUUCGAAAUCCAAAUAAAUUUGAAUUUCAUAAAAGAUUUUGUCGUGGUAAUCAUUGUGAUUCUCAAUAUGGUUUAUCAAGUGAUGAUAGUGGUGAUGAUGAUUAUUAUUGUUAUCAUUCAUAUUCAAACAACAAAGAUGAUGAUCAUCAUAGUGAACAUCAUGUCGAUGUUAAAUCAUCACCAUUAUCGGAUAAAAUCGAUUCGAAUGAUGAAAAAAAAGAUCCACCACUACCAUCACAGCCACAAUUUCUAAAAUGUCCAAUUUGUCAAUCAAAUACAUUAUUUCAAACAAAUGAUGAUCUUAAUCGUCAUAUUGAUAUUUGUCUUAAUCGACAAGUUUGUAUUGAAUUGACAGCAAUUGCUGUUGACCAUGAUGAUGACCAUCAACAACAGCAAAAAUCUGAUAUAUCUUCUUUGUCAAUGAAAAAAUCAAAUAAAAAGAAACGUUUGUCAUCAUCCGCAUCAUCAAGUGCCACUACUAAUCAAACAACAAUAAUACAAUCAUCUGCCAAUCAAACAAAAAUCGAACAUUAUUAUGGUUUGCGUAAAUGUAAAAAUGAAUAAGAAUUGACAAGAUUGGGACUUUUCCCCGUUUCUUAAAUUGAAAUCGAAUUGAAAAUGGAAAUGAAAAAAUCCCAAAACGAAACGAAACAUAAUAAAAGAUGACAGAA